Molecule: messenger RNA, 1706 nt
Organism: Suncus etruscus (white-toothed pygmy shrew)
Lineage: Eukaryota; Metazoa; Chordata; Mammalia; Eulipotyphla; Soricidae
Gene: CEP63
Product: centrosomal protein 63
Exons: 12
Coding region: 35-1663 (542 amino acids)
Biological process (GO): de novo centriole assembly involved in multi-ciliated epithelial cell differentiation; centriole replication
Cellular component (GO): centriole
Source: RefSeq, a predicted model, not a curated record
CUUUACUAGUUACCAAAACAGAGGAGAUUUGGAGAUGGAGGCUUUGUUGGAAGGAAUGCAAAAUCGGGGACAUGAUGGGGGCUUUUUGACAUCCUGUGAAGCAGAAUUACAGGAGCUCAUGAAACAAAUUGACAUAAUGGUGGCUCAUAAAAAGUCUGAAUGGGAGGGACAGACACAUGCCCUUGAAACUUGCUUGAACAUCCGUGAACAGGAAGUUAAGACUCUGAGGGGCCAGUUAGAGAUGAAACAGAAAGAGGUUGGAGCAUUGAGUCAGCAGAUAGAAGAAAAUGAAAAAAACAAGCAAGAAAUGACUAUAGAAUAUAAGCAGGAAUUAAAGAAACUACAGGAAGAAUUAGGCAGACUGAAGAGAAGUUAUGAAAAACUACAGAAAAAGCAUGUAAGAGACUUCAGAGGAAACACCAAAAAUCACAGGGAAGAUCGGUCUGAAAUUGAAAGGUUAACUGGAAAAAUAGAGGAAUUUCGUCAGAAAUCACUGGACUGGGAGAAACAACGCCUGAUUUAUCAGCAACAGGUAUCUUCUUUGGAGGCACAAAGGAAGGCUCUGGCUGAACAAUCAGAGAUAAUUCAGGCUCAGCUUGCCAAUCGAAAACAGAAAUUAGAGUCUAUGGAGAUAUCCAGCCAGUCAGAAAUUCAGCACCUGAGCAGUAAGCUGCAGCGAGCUAAUGAUACGAUCUGUGCCAAUGAGCUGGAAAUAGAGCGCCUCACCAUAAGGAUCAAUGACUUGGUUGGAACCAAUGUGAAUAUUGUACAAGAGCAACGGCAUAAAGAAGAAAAACUGAGGGAAUCAGAAAAACUGUUGGAGGUGCUUCGAGAAGAAAAGAGAGAACUGAUGGCAGCUAUUCAGUCACAAGAAAGUUUCGAUCAUACAGCAACAAUGCAGAAGGAGAAAUUACAAGUAAAAUUAAAGGCCACUGAUACUCAACACACAGUGGAAACUAUAAGGUCAUUAGAGGAUCCUCAGACAGCAGAAAGGAAGUACUCCUCUCAAGGGCACGAGGACUUAGAGAAUGUGCUCUCUCAUCUGGAUUUUACCCACUCUAGUGAAGAACUUCUGCAGGCAGAGGUGACUCGUUUAGAAACCAGCUUGGACUCUGUUAGUUCUACAUGUAAACAGCUAAGCCAAGAACUAAUGGAAAAGUAUGAAGAAUUGAAGAAGAUGGAAAUAUAUAACAAUGAGUACAGGGCCGAAAUAAAGAAGUUGAAAGAACAAAUUUUACAGACUGACCAAAGUUACAGCUCUGUACUGGAAGGAAUGAAGAUGGAAAUAUCCCAGCUAACUCGGGAAUUACACCAACGGGAUAUUACUAUUGCUUCUGCCAAAAGUUCUUCCUCUGAUAUGGAAAAGAGACUCAAAGAAGAGUUGCAGAAGGCAGAAGUAAAAGCAGUAGAGCAUAAGGAGGUUGUGGAUCAGCUGGAGUCACUCAAAUUAGAAAACCGUCAACUUUCUGAAAUGGUGAUGAAAUUGGAAUUGGAUUUGCAUGAGUGUCCUGUACCUGUAUCUCCUCUGGGUUCAAUAGCAACAAAAUUUUUGGAAGAAGAGGAACUGAGGUCUCAUCAUAUUCUAGAGCGCCUGGAUGCCCAUAUUGAAGAACUAAAGAGAGAAAGUGAAAAGACAGUGAAACAGUUCACAGCCCCCAUCUAGUCACUUAAAAACUCACCUGUGUAGAAAUAAACCCUGAGAAUUA